Molecule: messenger RNA, 402 nt
Organism: Fonsecaea nubica
Lineage: Eukaryota; Fungi; Ascomycota; Eurotiomycetes; Chaetothyriales; Herpotrichiellaceae
Exons: 1
Coding region: 1-402 (133 amino acids)
Source: RefSeq, a predicted model, not a curated record
AUGCUACAUCGUGUUAUACGUUCCCCAUUCCUUGCUACCUCUCCCAUUCUGCUCCUUCUUUUACUCGUCCAAAUUUCGAGCGCAACGCCCUUGACCGCUUUCGGUGGACACGAACAAGAUGUCCUUCUCCCUCGUGCGAUCAUGAAAAACGGCACCUGCGACGAAGGCUACGAAUGGACCGUCAUCACCCCGCUCUCGACUCAAGGCGCCACGUGCUGUCCGGUCGGGUACAAAGGAGAAGAGGCAAAGAUGUUGGGUAAUCUGGCGGGGACGUUCUGCUGCCCCGAGCAUAUCGACACGGUGCCAUGCGAUGCCCACGACCGCGAAAUGCCAACGACACCCCUCACCUGUCCGGAGCCGGGGCAGCUAAUCGGCGCGCUCUGCAUGUAUUAUUAUUGGUAG